AUGGCGACGCGCGUGGAGAUUGGCGCCCUGGCGUCCCUGCCCGGGGUGCCGGGCCUGGGCGAGAUCGCCAAGGAGGAGACCCUGCCGCGGACCUACUUCCGCCAGGACUCGGCGGGGGCGCCGGCCGCGCGGCUCCUGGACGGGAAGAGCCCGCUGGGGCGCCCGGCGCGCCUGCUCCCUCUGCCGAGACUCGCCCCCAAGCCCUUCUUCAAGGAGAAGGCGGGGGCCCCGCGGCCCGGCCCCGCCAGGCCUGCCCCUUCCUGCGGGCCGGACGCGGGGGCAAAGGCGCCGGGCGAGAGGAUGCCCAGCCUGGCGGGGCCGGGGGCGGGCGGCGGGGACGGCCUGCGGAGGACCGCGUCCCUGUUCGCCCCGCCCGCCCCCCUGCGGCCCGGCGCCGCUGCCCCCCGGCUGGUCCUGGAGGCCGCCAGCGCCCCGGGGACGGCGGGCAGUGAGGGCGCCCCGGGGGCUCCUGCGUCCCCCUCGGGGCCGCGGCCCGAAGUGGCCGCCAAGCCCGCCCUGCCCGCCCGAAAGCCGGGGGGGACCCUUCCCCGACCCGCCUCCCUGCCCCAGGACACAAGGCCGGCCGCCACCCGCGAGGAGCCGGGCCCCAGGGAGCCGGUGUCCAAGGCCAGCGGGGCGGGGGACACGGGCGGCCCCGGGGUGCAGCCCAGGCCUCGCCCCAAGAGGAGGCCGGUGUCGGCCAUUUUCACCGAGGCCAUUCAGCCUCAGAAGCCGGGCCCGGGCGGGGCGGCCGCGGGGGCCAAGGCCCCCCCCACACCCCCCGAGAAGACGUGGGUCAGGAGGCCCAGGCCACUGUCCAUGGACCUCACCGCCCCGUUUGAGAGCAGAGAGGCCUUGCUGAAGAAGGUGGCCGCCGAGGCCACCGCAGGUCCCGCUGUCCAGCGUCGGGGGCCCGACGGGUGCAGCCAGGAGCCCAGAGUGGAUGGGGAGUGUUUGGGCCCAGCAGAGGUCCCCCCUCGUGACCCCGAUUCAGACUUCCUGGAGGUGACCAAGAGGAUCCGAGAGCGGAAGGUGCUUUCUAGACAGGCGGAGCUGGGUGGCCUCAGAGCCGCAGGGGGCUCAGCCACGGCCAGGGCCACCUCCACCGACGACCCGAAGCUCGGGGAGGAGAAAGCCAAGCUGGCCGGGGAGCCAGAGAAGCCUCCCGAGUCCCCUUCGCCCCGUCCAGGGGGCAGAGGCCAAGAGCGUGCCGAGGUCAGGAGCAGAGCAUCGGAUGGGGAGACCCGGGCACAGUGGGCCUCCAGGGGCAGUGUCAAGAAGCGCCUCAGCCUGUUUGGGGAGGACAGCACCUUGGCAGUGGGGUGUGAACCCCCCCUCGCCUCCCCCAAGUCCCCAUCGGCUGCUCCAGAGCCUGAGAAAGCGGGGGUGAGCGUCCAGGAGCGGAUCAAAGGCUGGGCCACCGAGAGCCCCGAGGCCAAGCCGGAGGUCAGGAGGAAGGCGGUCCAGGCACGGCCACUGUCGGCGGAUCUGACCAAACUGUUUUCAAGUUCAGCCUCAAGCAACGAAGUCAAGUACGAGAGGUGCUUGGAGCUGAGCAGCGAGCUUGGGAAGGAACCGAGAGGAAAGCAAGAGGAAGGGCCUGGUUUGGACAGAGUGUCCGUUCCCAGAAGCCCCUGGAAGCCUGGGACGCUCCCGGAGAGGUCCAGGCAGGCACCGCAGAAGGACGGCUCCAGCCAAGUCCCCAGCCGCGGUCACAGCGCCAGCUCAGUGGGGGCCCUGAGCUCCCCCGACAGCACCCCGGAAGACGAUGGGAGCUUCCAGACCGUGAGGGCCACCGUGUUCGAGCAUCACGUGGAGAGACACACUGUGGCAGAGCUGUCGGGACGCUGUCCCCCAGCCACACCCCCCGCUGCUGUGACUCGGGUCUCGGAGCCCAGACCUCGGCCCGAGAGAGGCUCGUGGCUGGGGAAGGACCCUCCAGAAAAGAUGGUCCUCAGGAAAGAGAACUCCACGUGGUUUGAAAACCCCAACACAGAGAAAUUGGGACAGACGCUUCUCUUGAACGGUGACCCCAAACAGUAUCACACACCUCUCCCGGAAAAGUACCCCCUGGGCGACAAACGCAGUCAUAACCCCUUCCUUAAGUGCUUGGAGAGCCCUCCCCGGUCGCAGAGGGUUGAGCCCAAAUAUGCCAUCGUGCCCGCUGUCGGGGAGCGUGCGCACAGUGAGGCCAUCCCCACGGCGCCUGAGGGAAAGGCGGUGACGCUCCGGAGUGGCAGGUCCCGGCUCUCGCUGAAGGGGGGGCUGCUGUCCCCCGAGGUCACCGCUGCUGACCCGGAGUGCCGGCUGGACAGCCAGGCAGGGUCCGUGCAGAGGGCCAGUUUGAUUUGGGAGGCUCGAGGGACGCAGGAGGUCAGCGGGCCCCCCUCUGACUCUCGAGAGCCAAAGGGCACGUUCGGGGGCGAUUGCCCGUCGCCCCGGUGGAAAGGGGGGGCCUCCGGGAAUCGGCACAAGGCCCCUCUGGUGGGCAGUGACGAGAGGGGCUUCGAGGUGAGUCCUGAGGACACAGGCGAGCGCUUGGCCAGGCCCUGUGGCUCCGAGGCCACCUGCGUGCGGACUGUCCAGACUGCCAUCCGGGAAGCCCGGCACCAGGGGCCUGAAGGGGCCGGGAACAAGCCAGGAGCCUGCGUUUCAGCAGGAGAAAGGGGUCCUCUCCGGGCCAGCCCUCCGGACCCUCCUUCCGGGGCUCAGGAUGAGCCCUCUGACUUCCGAGCACGGCCGCACCCUGACGGGCCUGUGCAGAAAGGGCCCCUCGUGCUGGCUGCCGGCGAGGGCGACCGGAGGCAGGCCCAGGCACCUGAAGCCAGGAUGCGGAGGGUGAGCCCCACAGACCAGAGAUUCGAGAGGUGGAGGCGGCGGACUUUACCCUACGACGUGAAGUUUGACGAGUUCGGCUUCCCGGCCCCCGGAAGCUCUUCAGAGGCGGAGCAGAGACACUCAGAUGACCUGAGCCCCACCACAGGUGCCUUAAGGAAACCUCCGCCGUCCCAGAAAAGGGUGGUGGCCCAGGAGGGGGACCCGGGUGUUUCACGGGACCCAGCUCUUCCAGCCGUGAAGCCGGGGUCGUCUGUGGAACCCAAGGCGACAUUUUUUGCAGUGACAUAUCAGAUUCCUGAUACUCAAAAAGCAAAGAGUGUUGUCAAGUCAGGGCCCAAAACCUUGACAGAACAUUCUAAACAAACAGCUGCACCUCCAUCUCCUCAUCCUUUACCUUCUGCCUUGGCUUCUCCCAACCCUGAGAAGCCACGGGAGACCGUGGGCAGUCAGAACUGGGCUCAGGGCAGAGAGCGUGACCACAUGAGCUUUUCACAAACUCCAAAGCCAACCGACACUGCAUCGCCUCUUGGGGACAGGGUUCUAGAACUUUCUACUGAAAGAAUCAUCGAUGCCGACACCGUGUGUACCCACCAGCAACCAGAAGACGGCACCGGUUUUCAGAAUGACCGGAGGGACAGUGGGAACAAGACGUCCCCCAGUAGUGUGCCCCAAACGACCCCGGCUUUCAAAAGUCGCCCUAAAGCCGGGGACCUCCCCAUCAGAAGGAAGACGGAGGCGGUCAAUGAGACGGUCCCAGGUAAAAUCAAAGAUGGCUACAGAUCCAGCGUUCUUGACAUUGACGCCCUGAUGGCCGAGUACAGGAAGCAGGAGGCUCAGGAGCAGGUGGAGGGCCCACCUGCUGAGCCCAGUGGCCGGUCUCCGGAGAGGCCAGGACAGCCAGGCGGGGUGGAAUGGAGGAGGAGCCCGAAGGAAGGGCCUGAGGCUGAGGGGCUCGGGAAACGAGCCAGUUUUGCUGAAACCAACCACAGUUCUAGCCCUGGUUCUGGCAAGCAGCAGGCAGAGACCCCGGGGGCAGCCACGAACCCCAAGCUCAGCUCUCCUCUGUGGGCUCUGCCACACUCGCCUCCUGACAAACACGCCGGGGCCUCUUCUGGCCCUGGGGGUCCCGGGAAGACGGCCUCAGGAAUUGCCGACAAUGUAACAAAGGCCUUUGCUAGUCAGCAUCACGGUCCAAAGUGUCAGGAUUACCCAGCCACUUGGGAGGAGCCCAGCAGUGGAGCCAAUGUGUUGCCCAGCUUGUCCCCGGCUGACCACAAGAAAGAGACCCCGAGGAAAUCCUGUGGGAGGGCAGAGGAGGGCCAUGUGGCCCGGUGGGCUGACCACCCACAAUACUGUGGAAGGUCACCGCUGGAUGUCAAAAGGGCCUAUUCGGAGAAGGGCCCCCCUGCCAAGAUCCGAGAAGGGCUGGCCAUCAUGCAGGAAGCCAGAGAGAGGAGGCGAGAGCAGCCCAGAGGAAGGCCUCACCUCCUUGGGGAGAGUUCGGAGGCUAAGGAGACCAAAAUGGGAUCCUGUCGGCGGGACCCGGGGACUCGAGACAGUCAGAAGGUGCCAUCACGAGACCUGGGGAGGGAGGAUGCCCUCCAAGACGAUGCGUCGCCUCUCCGGCAGGUGUCCCCUGUGGCCUUGAGCCCCCGGAGAAGCCACAGCUUCUGCAAGGACAAGAGGAGCGGGGCCUUUGUGGAUCAGCUGAAACAGUGUUUCUCUAGGAGGCCCCCCGAGGCCAAGGACACCGACACCCUUGUGCAGGAAGCGGACAGCCAGUAUGGGACGUGGCGGGACCAGCACCAGAGCGGGGAGAGUGUGGCCCCUGAGUCCCCGUCCCCGGACAGCAGUGCGGCAUCGGCGCGGAAACAGCCCUCCAGCAGCCGCUUGUCCUCGCUGUCCUCGCCGACGGAGACCACCUCAGCCGGGGACCAGCAUGACUGCUCCAGGGACCAGCGGAGCACCAGCGUGGACCGCUCCAGCACUGACCUAGAAUCCACCGAUGGGACGGAGGGGCUGCCCCCGCCGGACACCUGCUCUGCAAGGAAAGCAGACGACUUCUCCUUCAUCGAUCAAACCACAGUCCUCGACUCAAGUGCCCUCAAGACCCGGGUGCAGCUCAGCAAGAGAAGCCGCCGCCGGCCUCCCAUCUCCCAUUGCCUCCGGCGCAGCCGGGUCAGCGAGUCGGAGAGCCGGUCUCCUCUGGAGGAGGAGGACAAUAGCAUGUGGAUGUUCAAGGACUCAACAGAAGAGAAGUCCCCCAGGGGAGAAGAGUCAGAUGAGGAGGAGAAGCGGACCGAGAGGACACCCGUCAGCCAUCCCCAGAGGAUGCCCGUGUUUCCAGGAGUAGACCCGGCCGUGCUGAAGGCUCAGCUGCACAAGAGGCCAGAGGCGGACAGUCCCAGCGAGACCCCCGGCUGGGCCCCCCAGCCCAAGACGCCCAAGUCCCCCUUCCAGCUGGGCAGUCGCGUGCUGCCCAGCAGCGUUGAGGACGAGAGAUCAGAAGAGCCCUCGCCCCAGUGGCUCAAGGAGCUGAAAUCUAAGAAGAGGCAAAGCCUGUAUGAGAAUCAAGCUUGACCAGACAGGGACGCGGCCACGUCGAAUGAACAGAAGCCUUAACUGUCAUAACCCCCAAGACAAGGCCACGCUGCUGCUGCUCCCUCCUGCACACGGUGACCGGCCUGGGCCCCUCCUGCACCUAGGGGUGCAGACCACUGUCCAGCACCCCCACCCCCCGCAGGCCCUCCCCAGAUCGGAUCGGGAUGGAAAGCCCCCCUCAAGCAUUUGCACGUCUCCCAGCCUGCACUUCGGGCUGGAAGAACCGGGCUGCCCAGAAACGUCCGUGCCGGCGGGUUCGGUUUCCUUCUGUACGGAUGUGCGUUUCUGCCCACUCGAGCAGCGAGCAGCGGCUCUGGGAACACGGCUGUCAGGUUGCACCGUCCCCCAGGUUCUGGGAAACACCUGAAUUGUGAAAGCACCUCCUCCCCCACCCAGGGCAGGUCUUUUCAAGAGGACUCUUCCAAGGAAGAAGGAACCAUCGUCCCCUGCUCGCGGCGCCCGAGGCAGUACCUCGCGGCGGGGUGUUGAUUACUUUUCUCGCCAGUCCAUCUCCCUCUGGAAGGAUCGGCAGUGGCGAUUUUUAAACAUCCCCACCCUUGGGUUUACCCUUCCCGUGGGGCUGUGUGCAUAGUUGACCUCUUUUAUUGUGUGUCAUUUUUGUUUGCUUUAGCGGGUGAUAAAGCAAUAAUUCAGCCAAUUCCCCUUGAAAAUGGAUAUGCAGAUAUGUUAAUGAACGGGAGGAGAGGCGUGACCGCUUUGCUGGAAUAUCUGGUCAUCUCAGGUUCUCUGAUCCCUGUCCAGGCUUUUUAAAAAUUCUAAUGGUCACCCUCGUCUAGACUUUCCUGGUCUCUUCAUCCUGGGCUCUGGUUGCAGUGGCGUGACCUUUGUCGCUUGGCCUCAGGGGCUCACGGACUGCAGCCCAAUGGCAGUGCCUUCCCCACUCGCAGCAGGACCACCCUGGGAGUCUUUUUCCCCAGAGCUGUUUGCAAACACGAGCUGAGCUGCAGGCUCGGGAGAGCCGGCCCCCGCGGGCCUCGGACGACUGCUCGGAGGGGGGACCCCUGUGUUCCCACCGCUUCCUCCUACAGCCCUGCUCUGGACCCCACCUGACCAAGGGCUCUUUUUCGGUUCAAAUGAAGGGAGGGAGGGUCUCGCUGAAAGCCCUUCUCUGGAGGAGAGCCCCCAGGCCAGGGACUCUGGACAGAGUGCUGGGUGCUGGGUGACGAAGCGUAGGUGCACCUCGCCUCUCCUCUUGCCGCCUCUGCUCUUCCUUCUCAGUGGAAACCCUCGGCACCAGCCUCCCCCACCCGCGAAGCCCAAGGCCCCAGCAAACAUCCCAGAAACGCCUGGCUGGCCACCUGGAGCUGCCAUAAACUAUGCCAAUCAUACCUGGGAAACGCCCGUUGGUGAGAGAGAUGCUGGGGCAGCCUGUGAUUGCGGAGGGGCCCUGGGGCUCAGUUUCCUCGUGAAUACAUGCACAGCACUGGCUAGAUACAGAAGUGGGGGGGCACAUGCAUGCCCUCCCAUGCAACUUCCCAAAAGAUGAAAAUCUUUCUUCAUAAAUCCAUUAUUUGCAAAUGAUGUCAAAACACCUUCCUUCUCCCUGGCUACCUCUCCAAGAGUCUCUGUCUGCCCAUCAUUCUGUUCCCAUCAUCUCCCCGUCACCACCGCUUUCCUUUCCCGGGUGGGCAGUCGGGUGGAGAGCAGUCUUUCUCCAGGUUAAGACACAUGCCUAUGCCCUGGAGAGUGGUUUGUUUCAGCACCACGGACAGGGGCUGUGCUGCCCUGGAGUCCUGAGGGCUGAGCUUUGGCUACUGACCGGUUGAUGGUCACCCAUCCUCGAGCGUCUGUGUCUGGAGGUUUGGCCUUGCUUGAUCAUAGUUGUAUCCUCUUCCUUCCCUAAGUGAUUGAUCAGUUCUCUGUGGAUUUAAUUCCUCCAGGAACUGCUUCGAUUGACUUGCAUUGUCCAUGUAGCAGUGUUGACACAGUGGCUUUUCAGGCCAGUGGGUCCCUUUAGGACACUGCUAGUGUCUUUGAACCCCGACUUCCUUUCCUGGCUGCUACUUCCUCUGUUUUCCUGACGGCUGGAGGGCCCUGGGUGCCUCUCAGGCAGUAGCAGAUGACCUGUUCUGCGCAGUGAGUACAUCGGUGCCAUGACACACAGCUCUCAGCUCUGAAUUAGUGUUUCAGCCCAAGUAUACCCACCAGGAAAGAAAGACACUUGACAGCGGGAUUGCCCUGGAGAUCUUUUGCCUAACCCCCCUUCCCCUCCCCACCUUGAUUGCAAAUAAAAGACCAGUUGAUUCCUUGAUGAUGAAGACAUGCAAAGUCUACCCCUUUAACCUGACCAGAGCAAGCCCCGAACAUCCUUCUCAACGUCUUUGGUUCCUGCAGCCUCCUCUCGCCCCACAGGGCAGAGUCACAGCGGGUCAGGCGCCACCUGCUCACGGCAGGCUUCCCGGCCUGGGGUCGGUGCGGCGAGGUCAGGAGGGACGGGCACUCCGAGCCUCGGCAGAUGGCUGGGCCAGGGGUUCUGUGCUUCUCCUCUUUCUAAGUCGGGUGAGCUCUGUGGGGCACAGCAGGGGUUUGUAUGCGAGUUUCUCGAGUUAGCCUGCGGUCAUCUUUGGAAACCUGUCUUCUUUUAGACUAACUGAAUAUGCCUUAACCAUCUGUGCAGUCCAGUCACCAUCGUCCUCUGGGCCUGUGGCUCUCCUUUCCUGAAAGUCUUGCACAGAAAGCAAAGUGCUAUGAUGUACCGCCCCC
Molecule: messenger RNA, 8163 nt
Organism: Molossus molossus (Pallas's mastiff bat)
Lineage: Eukaryota; Metazoa; Chordata; Mammalia; Chiroptera; Molossidae
Product: KIAA1671 ortholog
Exons: 11
Coding region: 1-5418 (1805 amino acids)
Source: RefSeq, a predicted model, not a curated record